Oryza sativa Japonica Group (Japanese rice) is the source of this 944-nucleotide messenger RNA. RefSeq lists its product as uncharacterized. Gene Ontology annotation, cellular component: EKC/KEOPS complex. NCBI's taxonomy places the organism in Eukaryota, Viridiplantae, Streptophyta, Magnoliopsida, Poales, Poaceae. The record is from RefSeq and is a predicted model, not a curated record.
AAUUCCUGCCACCCCAAUCCUUCUCCCGGCCGUACACCAUUUCGUUCCGACGCGAGUAAUUCCUCCCCACGGGCGGCGACUAGGGCGGCUAGGGUUCGUCGGGCGCCGCCGUGCCGGAGAUCGCCUCUCGCCGCCGACACCCGGAUCUCCGCCGCCGCCGGUCGCCCCAGGUUAUCCCGCUCCCGCAGUCACCAUCCCGUCUUCUCCGCCAGUCGCCUCACGCCCGGCCUGGACGCCCCGGAAUCCAUUGUCGGUCUCGCCCCGCCGACUGCCGUUGACGCCACUGGCUGAAGGAGCUGGAUGCAAAUUUGGCAGACCAAGUCCAAAACACGACAGCCAGCAGCAGCAGCAGGACACCAACGCGACGCCACCACAGUGUGAAUAUGUCGGACAGUGCGUUGAAAGAUCUGAAUCUAGCUCAGUGCUGGGACUUCACCUGUGACUUUGAAAUUGAUUAUGGAUCCGAGGAACGCGCAUCCAUAGUUUACAAAACGCUAGCUGUUGAUAAGGAGUUGCAACCUGACAAGGUAAAGAGGGAGAUGUCUGUUUCUGGUGGCAAGCUCGUCGUGCACUUUGAAGCUGUAGAGGCUCGGUUCCUGCGAGCAUCGUUCAGCGCGUUCGUCGAUCUUACAGUACUGGUUACCAAGCUUGUUGAAGAAUAUGGCAUCAGCAAGGAAGGAGAAGGCAGUAUCUAGCUAGUUUUACUCCCCUGUAUCUUAGAAAAAUGUUUUACAACACCUUUGAGCAUUCAUACCUUCUUUUAUAUCAUAUUAUGUGUGUUCUUCGUUUCUUAGGCCAGAAAUCUACAAGAUAGAAGCAGCUGUUGUAAUUCCAGAUUUCUUGAAUCUUGGUAUGGGAUUUGCCUCUCAAGAGUAACUCUGAACAUACUUGGUUGGGAUAGUAGUCAGUUCUUGUCGCCUUAAAUGAAAAAUCAUGCAUGUAUA